Molecule: messenger RNA, 2069 nt
Organism: Daphnia carinata
Lineage: Eukaryota; Metazoa; Arthropoda; Branchiopoda; Diplostraca; Daphniidae
Product: ammonium transporter 2-like
Exons: 7
Coding region: 330-1877 (515 amino acids)
Biological process (GO): ammonium homeostasis; ammonium transmembrane transport
Cellular component (GO): membrane
Molecular function (GO): ammonium channel activity
Source: RefSeq, a predicted model, not a curated record
GAUUGUCGUGAAAUGGUCGACUGAGUAGACUCACUUUAGUGUAGUAAUUCUUGAGUCGGAGUUUGAUCGUUAAGUAUUCACUUUAAAUUAAACUGUUCAUGCAUUGCUAUUUGUUUCAUCAUUUGAUUCGAGAGCACGUUAUGCUGAAGCAUCCAUCUUUCCGACCCAAUUCGACACGUCGUCGCGGUUGUAGUCGCGCCCUAUCGCCGUAGAUAUCUAUUUCCCCUUGACAAAUCGUUUACAAAUUUUGGUCUUUCAUUUGUCGCUGCCCAAUCUUUUUAAAUUCGAUUAUUUCACUUGUAUCGACUGGGCAUUAAUUACUAAACGCGAUGGAAGCCUACGUUCUCAACGAAACUGCUUUGAUCCUCAUGGCAUCCAGACUGGCCACGACUCAGAAUAAUUUGAAUGAUUUCUUUAUAGUCAUUUCCGCCAUCUUGGUUUUUGCCAUGCAAGCUGGAUUUUCUUUGAUGGAAACUGGAUUGGUUCGUUCCAAGAACGCCACCAACAUCUUGAUGAAGAGCACGUUGGACGCAUUUAUUGGUGCCACUGUUUACUGGCUUGUUGGCUACGCAUUCGCGUAUGGCGAUGGCAACGAAUUCAUUGGCUGGACAGGAUUCGCCUUGCAAGGAGUUUCACCCAACAAGAUUUCGUUCUGGUUUUAUCAAACCAUUUUUGCUAACACUGCAUCGACAAUUGUUAGUGGGGCAACAGCUGAGCGCAUAAACUUGCCAGCUUUCUUCAUCUAUGCAUUUCUCCUGACUGGAUUCCUUCACCCAGUAGCGAGCCGGUGGGUCUGGCAUCCGUCUGGUUGGCUCAAAGUGAGAGGUGUAAUCGAUUUCGGUGGCGGUGGUUGCGUCCACAUGCUCGGUGGCGUUAGUGCCCUGGUGGCCUGCCUUAUGGUCGGUCCGCGUAUUGGUCGAUACGAUAAUAAGACGAUGAAGAAAUUUGCCUAUCGGGGUCACUCGAACACUUUGACGGGUGUUGGAGCUUUCCUUCUCAUGAUGGGUAUUAUGGGCUACAACAUGUCCGCACAGAUGGAUCUGUCCCAUCCGGGAGAUGGAGUGGCCGUCUCUGUUUCUGCCGUCAACACCUUGUUAGCUGGAAGUGCUGGAUCUAUCGUCGCUACUAUUUUAGGUCGUGCUACGCCGACUGGCAGUUAUCGAUGGAGUUACAACACGAUGUUGAACGGUGCCAUCGCAGGCAUGGUAUCGUCCUGCGCAGCCUGCAACGCUAUGCCAUUCUGGGGUGCCUACGUCACUGGUGCUGGAGCAGGUUUUCUCUUUUUUGUUCUCCGAGCAGUCAUCAAUCAUCUGCAUGUGGACGAUCCGCUUGACGCUUUUGCAGUCCAUUUUGGUGGGGGUUUUUCCGGUAUGGUAUCUGCUCCCUUGUUGAUAAACACCGGUGUUAUAUUGGUGGGUGAUGUUCGUUCUGCAGAGGUUUUGGGUUGGCAAUUGGUCGGUGUUGUGGUGCUGAUUGCUUGGGGUAUUGGGUUCUGUUCGCUCGUGUUUGGCUCGCUCAAAUAUUUCAAGAUUCUUCGCGUCGAUUCUUGCGUUGAAGUCCAGGGCAUGGAUUCGAAGAAGCACGGUGAACCUGCGUAUCCAGCGGAAUCGUGGGAAGAGCAACAGUACUGGGAUCAUCAAGCUCAACGGUUAGUUUAUUCGUUGAGUUCAGAAAAAUUAAACGCAGCUGUCCAUGGCCAGAAGGAAUUAGACUCAAUCGCUACAAUCGAUUUGGGCGUUAACAAUAAUUUUCGUCUGACUGGAAUGCCACCUCAAAUGAAUUUUGCCCAUCUCAUGCUGACGGAUCACUUUCAGAAGAGCCUUCUCUCGCUGGAAAAUCAACACACCGGUUGGAAUUUCAUUACUAGAAAGUAUUAAUAUUCUGACUUUUAAUUACUUCUUAAUUUGACUAAAAGUGGAGUAUUUUUUUACUUAAUUUUUUUUUAACGCGUGAUUUUAACCAACAAAUUCCUAAUGUACAUAACAAAUGGAUGUUAUAUUAUAUCUUUAUAAUACACUACACGCACGAUGGCAACAUGGCGUUGCUGUGACAUGUUUAACAACCGACAA